Molecule: messenger RNA, 2165 nt
Organism: Trematomus bernacchii (emerald rockcod)
Lineage: Eukaryota; Metazoa; Chordata; Actinopteri; Perciformes; Nototheniidae
Product: cytochrome P450 27C1
Exons: 9
Coding region: 46-1638 (530 amino acids)
Biological process (GO): cortisol metabolic process; C21-steroid hormone biosynthetic process; glucocorticoid biosynthetic process
Cellular component (GO): mitochondrial inner membrane
Molecular function (GO): oxidoreductase activity, acting on paired donors, with incorporation or reduction of molecular oxygen; heme binding; monooxygenase activity
Source: RefSeq, a predicted model, not a curated record
ACACACACACUCACACUCUCACAGUCACUCACAGAUUCUUCCACCAUGGGUUCUUCGACAACCCGGGCUCUCCGGCUCCAGGCUCUCUGUCCCCGGACACUUCCUGCUGCUCGGCCCGGUGUGGAGCUCCGUUCCCGGGGCUCUUCAGGCCUGAACCAGACCCUGAACCUCCAGGCCGACAUCGAGGCUGGGAAAACGAAGAGCAUCGAUGAUCUGCCCGGCCCCAGUUUAGCCACCACUCUGUAUUGGUUAUUCAUCAAAGGAUACGCGGACAAGAGCCACUUGCUGCAGGAUGUGCAGAAGAACCUCUUCGGGCCCAUCUGGCGGUCCCGGUUUGGUCCGUUCGACAUCGUGAACGUGGCGUCGCCGGAGCUGAUCGAAGAGGUGAUCCGGCAGGAGGGAAAGUACCCGCUCAGGUGUGAUCUGCCGCACUGGAAGGAGUACCGGGACCUCAGGGGCCAGGCCUACGGGCUGCAUGUCGAAACCGGACCAGAGUGGUACAGAAUCCGCGGGGCUCUGAACCCGAAGAUGCUGAAGCUGCACGAGGUGUCGGCGUACGCUCCCAUCAUCCACCAGGUGGUUGGAGAUCUGCUGCGACGCGUAGAGAUCCUGCGGAGAAAGAGCGAGGACGGAAACACGGUCUCAGAUCUGACCAGCGAGCUCUACAAGUUCGGCUUUGAAGGUAUCUCCUCCAUCUUGUUUGAGACCCGGAUGGGAUGCCUUCAGGAGGAGAUCCCCCCCGACACGCUGCGCUUCAUCACGGCGGCUAACGACAUGCUAACGCUGUCUGAAACGGUGAUUCUUUUCCCCCGAUGGAGCCGCGGCGUCCUGCCCUUCUGGGGGCGCUUCGUUCAGGCCUGGGACGACCUCUAUGACGUAGCUCGGACCCUCAUCGACAGGAGGAUCUGUGAGAUCGAGGCUCAGGUGAGCAGCGGAGAGCCGGCGGAGGGCUUGUAUCUGACGUACCUGGUGACCUCAGACCAGCUGAGCAGGAGCGAGGUUUACACCAGUGUCACGGAGCUGCUGUUGGGGGGGGUCGACACGACCUCCAACACUUUGUCGUGGACUCUGUACCACCUGGCGAGGGACGGGGGGGCUCAGGAGCGUCUCCACAGAGAGGUGGUCUCCGUGUGUCCGGACCUCCAGGAGCCAAACUCUGACGACCUGAGCCGGAUGCCCUUCCUGAAGGCCGUCAUCAAGGAGACGCUGCGCCUCUAUCCUGUGGUUCCUGGAAACGGACGCUUCGUUUCGGAGGACGAGGUGGUCGUGGGAAACUACAGGUUCCCAAAGAAGACGCAGUUCCACCUGUGCCACUACUCGCUCUGUCACGAUGAAGAUCAGUUUGAAGACGCCGAGCUCUUCAAGCCGGAGCGAUGGCUGCGAGGCGAUUCCUCUCGAAGCAAAUCGACGACCGGAUCCUACAAUCAUCAUCCGUACAGCUUCAUCCCGUUCGGGGUGGGGGUGCGAGGCUGCGUCGGGAAGAGGGUGGCGGAGAUGGAGAUGUUCUUCGCUCUGUCCAGGCUGAUGCAGAAGUUCGAGGUGCAGCCUGAGCCCGGUGCACCCGUGGUGGAGCCCAAAACUCGAACCCUGCUGAUCCCCGGGAAGCCCAUCAACCUGCGCUUCCUGCCGCGAGCCUGAGGGAUUCUGCAGAAACAAUUCCAAGUGUGCAACACAAGUCCAACUACAUCUCUGUCUUCGCUCUUUGAAUGCAGCAUCGUGCACAGGAUGAAAUGCACACACGUCUGCACAUACUUUACUAAAAUAAGUCACUGAAUGAUAGCAUAGAAUACCUAUUUUUAAGACUAAUUACAGGGCAUUUCUCGUAUUUCUGGUAAUCAUUUAUCCAUGUCAGCACACUAAGCGCUGUGACUUCAAUACAGGAGUUAAUUUAUCAAAUUACAGUCCUGAUAUUCUCAGGGCCUUGCAUAGCAUAGCAUCACUGUGAGACUAAUUUCACAUCAAAUACAAUGUUGUUUAAUGUUAAGAAGGUAGGAGGCAAGACAUGGAAUGAGAAGAGGGAAGUAAACAAGGAGGCGAUGAAGGAAAGGAAGAAUGAGAAAGGAGGUAGUGUCUGCACCAAUCCUGGAAGAUUGUUAAUACUGUUGUUAUCCUGUAGAUAUCUGCUUUAAAUGCCUUUCCACAAAUAAAAAUGUAUAUAUUGUCAA